Messenger RNA from Lodderomyces parapsilosis, 816 nucleotides. Its product is annotated as endo alpha-1,4 polygalactosaminidase. The coding region runs from base 1 to 816 and encodes 271 amino acids. The transcript has a single exon. NCBI's taxonomy places the organism in Eukaryota, Fungi, Ascomycota, Pichiomycetes, Serinales, Debaryomycetaceae. The record is from RefSeq and is a predicted model, not a curated record.
AUGAUAUCCACUUAUACAACUACUUUGAUUUCUUGGCUCAUCACAUUAAUCUAUUUCGCACCCAGUGCAGUUGCAAAAUGGACUGCCAAAGUAGGCGACUCAUGGGAUUGCGUCUUGGACAACCCACCACGAAAGAUCAACCCCGAAACCAAAAUUUACGAUAUUGAUUUAUUUGACAGCUCUAAAAAACUCAUCAAAACACUCCAUUCGCAAGACAAGAUUGUCAUUUGUUACUUUUCCGCUGGCACUUUUGAAGAAUGGCGUCCAGAUGCUAAAAAUUUCACCAGAGCUGAACUAGGUAAGCCUUUGAACGAAUGGGAAGGUGAACGGUGGGUUAACAUAACUUCAUCAAAUGUUUUCCAAAUCAUGCAAAACAGGAUCUUGUUAGCCAAGACAAAAGGGUGCGAUGCAAUUGACCCAGAUAAUAUUGAUGGAUACGCUCAUAAAACCGGAUUGAAAUGGAGUAAACAAGAUUCAAUUGCCUACGUUAGGAAAUUGUCAAAAUAUGCUAAAAAGCAUGGACUAGCCAUAGGUUUAAAGAAUGGUGGUGAUAUCAUCAAACAAGUGUUGUCUUAUGUUGAUUUCUCAGUUCAAGAACAAUGUGGCCAAUAUGGUGAAUGCAAACAGUAUCAGCCAUUCAUCAAGGCCAAAAAGCCAGUUUUCCAUAUUGAAUACCCAAAAAAAUCUAAACGGAGUAAAAUCCAUUGGCCAUCAAAAGUGUACAAAGAGUAUUGUACUUUUAAACAUACUGGCGGAUUUUCUACCAUUUUAAAACACUGGAAUUUGAACGAAUGGGUUUACCAGUGUCCAAACUGA